Messenger RNA from Peromyscus californicus insignis, 6600 nucleotides. It is a transcript of the gene Znf275, whose product is annotated as zinc finger protein 275. Bases 332 to 1831 code for a protein of 499 amino acids. NCBI's taxonomy places the organism in Eukaryota, Metazoa, Chordata, Mammalia, Rodentia, Cricetidae. The record is from RefSeq and is a predicted model, not a curated record. Gene Ontology annotation, biological process: regulation of transcription by RNA polymerase II. The transcript has 6 exons. Gene Ontology annotation, molecular function: DNA-binding transcription factor activity, RNA polymerase II-specific; RNA polymerase II cis-regulatory region sequence-specific DNA binding.
UCUCAGUACCUAGGCGGCGCCCAGGCUCCGGAAACAAGCCGUGGGGCUGCUGGGCUUCGCCAGAGCUGGCUGCUCUCACGACGCUUCCUGCCACGCCAGGCCUGCUUGCACCCGGCCAACUCCGCUUCUGCAAGGGCCCAGAGUCAGGCGCUGUGGGCCGGGUGAGCGUGCAGACCGCGGGAAGGACGUGCAGCUCAAGUGAUCGUGAGAGAUGUGUGCGAUCAAGGAUGUGCGGCCCUAGAGAGCUUGCGGGGCGGCGGGAGAAUGUGCUUGGGGGCUUGAGUGAGACCUUCCUUAUUGGACUAAUCUCUUGGAACUGUUCUAAAACGAGAUGAGUCAUCCCUGUGUGUCUCUUUUGGCUCCACCUGCUCCCCAAGGUCUUGCCCUUCCCCAAGAUGGAGCCCCAGGAAACCAGGUCCUGGCAGUCCCUCUUGAGAUGCCGGAGGCCCAGGAUUUGGUGUCCUUUGAUAUUGUACCGUGGCACCUCACAGAACAGGAGUGGCUGAGUCUGAGUCUGAGCCCGGAGCAGCAGGCACUGGCAUAUUCCAGGGCUGUGACCUCCAUUGGAGUUCCUGUUGUGAGUCCUGCUUUGGUAUCUCACCUGUCACAAGGACAAGUUCUGUUGGUAUCAGAUCCAUCCCUCAGCACAGAUCACACUAAGCACGCUGAAAGCACCUCUGUGACCUCCCACCAGAAGAUGGGUGAAGAAGCCCAGCUGCAAGAGAUGGCGUCCACGAGCUCCCCGAGGGCCAAUGACCCCAGCGCUGAGGUCAAACAGAAUGGGGACUCUGGGGGAAGGGGAGGGAGCCCACAAAAUCUGCCCAUAGAACACCAUUUUGCAUGUAAAGAGUGUGGGGACACCUUCCGCCUUAAAGUGCUCCUUGUUCAGCACCAGAGGGUUCACAGUGAGGAGAAGGGCUGGGAGUGUGGCGAUUGCGGGAAGGUCUUCAGGGGGGUAUCAGUAUUUAAUGAGCACAGGAAGAGCCACGCAGCUCUGGCCGCUCAGUCCUGGCCUGGCCCCAGUCAGGCUCUGGAAGAUGCCUUGGAAAAGAGGGAGCAAAUGGAGAGGGAGGCGAAGCCCUUUGAGUGUGAGGAGUGCGGGAAAAGGUUUAAGAAGAAUGCAGGCCUUAGUCAGCACCUGAGGGUGCACAGCAGAGAGAAGCCCUUUGAUUGUGAGGAGUGUGGGCAGUCCUUCAAAGCCAACACCCACCUCUUUCGACAUCAGAAGCUUCACACUUCGGAAAAGCCCUUUGCGUGCAAGGCGUGCAGCAGGGAUUUCCUGGACCGCCAGGAACUUCUCAAGCACCAGCGGAUGCACACGGGCCACCUGCCCUUCGACUGCGACGACUGCGGCAAAUCCUUCCGUGGUGUCAACGGCCUGGCAGAGCACCAGCGUAUCCACAGCGGCGCCAAACCCUAUGGCUGUCCUCACUGCGGCAAGCUGUUCCGGAGGAGCUCAGAGCUCACCAAGCACCGGAGGAUCCACACGGGUGAGAAACCCUAUGAGUGCGGCCAGUGCGGCAAGGCCUUCCGCCAAAGCUCCAGCCUGCUGGAGCACGAGCGCAUCCACAGUGGUGAGCGGCCUUACGCAUGUGGCGAGUGCAGUAAGGCAUUCAGGGGGCCUUCUGACCUCAUCAAGCACCGGCGCAUCCACAGUGGACUGAAACCCUAUGAGUGCGAUAAGUGUGGCAAGGCCUUCCGGAGGAGCUCAGGCCUGAGCCGCCACAGGCGGAUCCACAGUGGAGCCAGGCACUGUGAGUGCAAUGAGUGUGGUCGUGUGUUCAAGAGGCGCUCAGCACUGCAGAAGCACCAGCCCUCCCAUCGGGAGUAGACACUGCCUUGGGACCUAUAUCAGGGGUCCACAGAGGCCAUGGCCCAGUCAAAGGAGAUGAACAGUUUUGUAGCGCUUAUCUAUUUUAUUGUGUGAGAGGUUAGAAUGAUUUGUACUGCCACCAGCAAUUUAUAAAAGUUCAUGUUUCCCACUACAACUAUUGAGGGUAACUUUUACCAUUUUAACAUAGCUUGGCUACUUUUCCUGGCAGAUAGUACUGUCAAGGUAUUUUAAUCUUCACAUCUAGAAUGAGAAGAAAAAUCUGCAUAUGGGGAUCUAGUGGGGACAUGGGAAGUCCUUUUCAAGCUCUACCCCUGAGGACUGUUCAGUGGCAUCAAUAUGAUGAUGCACCUUUCUUGAAAGGAAAAUUGCCCCAAGAUUUUGGCCUACUUGAAUUCAUAAAAUUUUAGGGAUGUAAAUAGAUCAAAUGCCAUAAUAUUUAAUUUAUUAAUUUAGUUUAUAAGAUACAUAUUAUAAAUCACAUUAUAUGGAAUAAUAUAUUAAUUUAGAGAAUACUCUUUUUCACCAUACUCCAUUUGUUUCUAAUUCUUGAUGUGCAUUUUUGACCUCACCAACAUGGGAACCUGUUUGAGUCAUCAGUCCCCUCUGUUUUGAGCUAUGGUAGCACUGUGACAAUCCCUGCAUGAGGCUUUCAUCGGAAGUUUCCUCUCAAGCCGUAAAAACAUAUUCAUAUAACAUUAGAACCAUUACUUUGUGUUUUUAAAUUAGUACUGUACCUACAACAUAACCACUUAAAGUAGUGCUUUCCCAAAUGGCCUUUAAAAAGGCCUUUUUUUCCAUUUCAUACAUUACUCUUGGGUCACACUCCUAGUAAAACUUACUGAGCUGGAGAUAAACCUUUUUUUGUCUCUCAUUUUGCUAAGCCGAUUUAAUCCAAUGUCCCCUAUGAACACCAUAAACAUCAGUUUCUCCUCACACGGUGUCAUCUUGUUCAAAAUAAAGUGAGAUAGCACCCCCAAAUGAGAAGGACAUCAUCAGGACUUAAGGUGAAGUGACUCCUCUUUCUUGGAAGAUCCUCACCUGAUAUCAGACAUAAAUGGUACUUCUCCAACCCUCCAUUUCCAGCGGUGAAGUGGGGAGUAGUCAUAGUCCCUAUCUCCUAAGGUUCUCAAGGAGUAUGCCUUGCCUGCAAGAAUGCUGCCUGGCAAGGAGGUAUACUCAGUGAAGGUCACUUGCUGACAUCCCACAGCUCAGUAGUACCAGAAACAAGGGUGGACCCUCGGGCCUCCUGACUAUUACUCUCAUUUUUCAUGCUAUGACUUCAGUACUGUUUCUGUUUUCUUGCAUGCAAAUUAUCCGUUCAUCUCCUUUGACUAGAUAUCAAGUUACCUUUGGAUAUAUUGAUUUUAUAUAGUAGUUCUUUCCAUAUCAAUUGUGAUGUUAUUUUCCAAUUUUUAUUGCUUGGCUUUUUUUAGUACUUUUAUUACAUUUUUGUUGUGCAGGCUUUGGAUUUUUUUACGUAUCCUUGAAUUCUUUCUUGUCUGUUAACUUGUGACUUUCAUUGCUUCAGUACUUAGAUAUGAUGACAUUUUCUUUGAGAAUUUACUUAUAAAAGAGAAGCUAAAUCCCUUGUCCACUAAGAAAGUGAACAUACAAGGUGGGCAGGCUGGAUGGGAGUGGACCAGAGAAGCAGGCCCAUGCCUCAUCCAAGAUGCAGACUCUAUAUAUGUCUGUGGGCAGCACUUGACUAUACAACCUGGCCACUGAGGCACACUAGAGACAUGUGCAUCACACAUUGCUCAGAACACUCUGUGACUGCUCAUCAUUAUAGCCCCAGCCACCAGCAACAGGGCUCAGCUUCACCUAGGCCAACAGAAUGGUCCAAAUAUGAUCUGGCAGCAGCCAAUCAUCCUUCAAGCUAUCAGGAGCCUUGACUAUUUUGGAUUCAGCGACUGAGCAGCAGCUCCACCUAAGAAACAUCUCAGACACAGAAGACUCACCUGACUGGUGUGUUAUAUGACCUCUAUCCUCCUCCCAUCAAGUGACUCUGGAAUGAGAGAGAUCAGUUUUGUAGUUUCUGCAAGUAGGAUGAGAAAUUUACCCAUGUGUUCUGGCAUCACUUCCUGCAGCCACAUUUAAGGGAUGACAACAUAGGCCUGGAGAGAAAUGGAGCUGUGUUCCUCCAGUAGCCUGCAUGCCAUGCCACAGAAGUUGCACCUGGUUGCACCAGGUCUGGUCCAGGACUUGGAAUAGCCAUGCCCAAGAGGGGCAAUAAAACAAGAUCAGAGGGCAAGAAGCCAUUCUGACAGUCUAUGUAGCACAGAAAUCGAAACUGAUCACCCUGCAGUUGGGCCUUGCUUCAGGCAGCCCCCUUUAGGAGAAACAGCAGGUGGGGAAGAUAGCCACAUCAAGGCUGUGGCCUGAGUUUCCGUUUGUGCCCUAAGGGGUGUUGGAAGGUCAGAAAAUGCCCUUAUGGCAGCCUAGUAAGGGAGGUCCCAGCCCAUCCUGGGAAGCAAGGUCUGACUGAUAAUGACCUCCAUAAUCUUGGCCAGAAGGGCCUAAUGCCUGCAGGCCACCACAGUGGCUCUGUGGGCCUUCUCCAGGCUGAGCGAAGCCAACAGCAGUUGCUGCACAGCAACUCCUAUUGCUCUGUGGGCUCAGUUCUGGUGGUUUCUUGUGAAUGGGUCUGGACCCACUUCUUUCUCAGAUUACUCUUCUCAUUGUGAGCUGUUAGGACAUGUUUUGUACAGCUAUUGGGUAAGGAAUGUUAACAUCAAAAGAAACAAAUCUGGCACCUUUGCCUUGCAGGAAAUGCCAUUUCUUGCUCAUUUGCUCAUCAUUUGUCAAGGUUGACAAAAGGUAUUAUUGAAGUCUAGAGUAGCACUAACUCGGAAGCCAGCAGUGUGAUCACUGUCCAGGGCAUGCCCUAGGACAUGACAUCUCUUCACAUCCCUUCCUGCCCUCUUUUACUCUUUUCUAGUUUGGAUUCUGUAAUUUUUUCUUGAACAAAUCCUUGUUUUAGAGUUAACACUAUAAACCAGUGUUCUUUCCAUGACUAUUAUUGGAUCAGCUUUUAAAUGGUGUUGGUGGUGAAAUCCCUGCUCUUUCUCCAAAUGCAAUCAGUGUGUGGCUUUAACAUGUGGCUCACAGUUGCAUCCUUUGCCUUGGGUAAUGUGGGGAUGGUUUUCCUUGGACCCACUAGGUGUACUGCUAUGUCCCAUGCAAAUGUGAGCAAGCUUCUUGAAGUGUGUGCUCGUCUAUGCAUCCAUGUAUCUACCUCAUUGCACUUUUCUUUCUAACCACAUAUAUUCUUGAAAGGGAAUGGAGAACAGCUAGAUUGCAUAGAAUUAUGGUUCCCUGUAGAGAUCCAUUCCUUUACCAUAUUAAGAAAGAAACCCCGUGUGGCUUUUAUUAGAGUUUGUAAUACUUGCUGAAAUUUUUUAAAAAGCAAAUGUUUACCAUUUUGCUGCUUAUUAUGAUUAACUAUAUCAAUUAGUUGUAUUAUAUCAAUUAGUUGUAUAAUACCCACUCUUGAAUUUACAGAAUAAUCCCCACCAGAUCACAGUGUGAGCAUCUUUCUCCCAUGAUACUGCAGUCUGUGUGCUUGAUUUUUAUGCUUGAAGUGGCAUGACACCUGACCUGCCUGCAGUCCUGGACUGUGGCCCUGUUGUGUGCUACAUGACUCACCACCCCAUUUUUGGGCCACAUUAAUUAAGCCAAUCCCAGACACCUGACCCAAAGGCAGCAACCAGCAGUCAGACCUGAUUGGAGAAGAUGGACUUGGCCUUUUAGGCAUGUGAAAUGCAAACGAGGAAGCUGAAGACUCUGGUUGGUAUUGGACCAUGGAGGGAGGCACAAGGUAUUUCAAGGAGUUCCCCCUGUGAGUAGAACCAUAGUGGAGAUCUAUAUGUUCCUGCUGUCCUGCCUAGAGCUACUUGGGUCUCACUCUGAGGGAGGCCUGGAUAUAUGUUCCUGGAUUACUGGCAGCUGCCUGCAUCAGUCUAUGUGUGUCCUCAGCAUAUACUUCCUCCCAUUGCCCUGAGCCACCUUGAGUGGGUCUGUGCUUUUUGAAAUUUGCCAAGAGCCAAUUGCAUUUGACAAUUGGGUGGCUUCCUGAGAAGACUUGUAUUGCUGGCUUUCCUCACAUUCUACCCACCCAACAUUCCUGGCCUCAAUCCCAGUUUGAUUGACAUGAACACCUGUUUAAAUGUGGUACUGUAUUCUGUUUACUAAGAUGGGUAGAACUCUAUGCCUUUUAGUCUCUGGGUUUAACCUAUGAUCUUCUGUAUGAGUGUAGUUCCUUUUCCGAACAGCAUUUGGCUCAUAAGAUGAGCUCAUUGUAGCCUGUUCUACUAUUUUGGAAGUGUUUUACUGUUUUCAGCAAACCUGCUAGAUUAGGGGAUUGAUAACACCUCUAUUCCUAGUGUGCUUACAUUCUAUAGUUUGCAUUAUAUUGGUUUGGGUACUUACUUUCAAAAAUAGAAAUAGUAUCUUUCAACUUGAUCCUCAAUGCUACUUGUGUAUCUCUGAGAAUAGUAGUUAUGUCCUACCCAGUUUGUAUUCAGUUUUGGGCAUUCUUGUUCUUCCCCGGUCUGAUUAUCUUGUCUGUUUUAUGGCACUCACUAUAAUCAGCCUUGUACUAGAGCUGUUUGUGGACUUGGCUUCUCCUCCCCUUUUCUCAGCCUUCCCCAAACUAUUAGAUUGUGAGCUCUUAGAAGACAGGGGUGGCCUUUCAUGUCUAAUUCCCUACCAAAUCUAGCACAGUGCCUUGCAUCUAGUAGAUUUCAAUAAAUAUAUGUUAAAUGGCA